CUGACCUCAAGCGAUCAGCCUCCAAGAGUGCUACGAUUACAGGCAUGAGCCAAUGUGCUCAGCCCAGAAGCUUAACUCUUAAUAUACUAGUUUUUGAAAAACCUUUUGCAUUUUGUUACUUUGUGCCUCAUCAGUUGGCCCUGAAGGGGCACAUAAUCUCUGCUGCCAUUCUUGACAACUAAAUUUUAUGAAUUUGCUUUUUUUUUCUGCUAAAUUUAAAAAAAUGCUAAGAAAAGAAACCAACUGGAUGUGGAAUAUGACCAACACCUUAAGCUAUUUACCAUCAGGUCAGCUAUAGAUACAUUGGUGAAAGAGUACAAUUUAAUCCCUCUCAUUGAAAUAGUAGCAAUGUCAUUGUCAUCAUUAUUAUUACACAUUUUUAAAUGUUUUGGUUUUUUUUCUAAAAAUUAAGAUGAAUAGUUUUAAAUUUGUGGUCCACACUUGUGCCAAAUACCCAUUAAGGGGUCUUCAUGUGCUAAAAGUUUUCAAAACAUUGCUGUAGGAGUCACUGACCUUUUAGAAAUUGGUAAUGAUCUGGUCAGAUCUGUGUCAGGAAGAUAACUCUGCUAUCCCAAAAUAUUAAUUGUAAUAUUAUUGCAUUUUCGUCAUGGAUGCAUUAAAAAUUGCUAAGGAUUUCUCUGUCUUAUUUUCAUAAUAGUAUCAGUUGACCUGCACUGGGCAGUCUGCAUAAUGAACACAUGCUAGUGAUUACAAAUUUGGCAGAGAAGGGAAUGGAGGAUAUAAAAGAAUAAGAGAAAUAUAGCAUGUCAACCUCUGAGUCCCAGUGCCUCAUUUCUUAAUCUCAUUUUAGUAUGGGGACUACAUCAUAGCUACCAGCCCUUUGGUUCUCAAAGGAAGUAACUUUACAUGGAAUUUUAAAAAGGUCCUUCCUCUAGGAGUGCUGAUAGAGCAUUUGAAAAACACAUGAACUUUUAUUAAAAGUUAAUAUCAUAGCAACAGCUAUGCAAUCCAUAGAACUAUACAGUUUUUAAGUACCAAAAAAGACAGUAUUUUCGGUAAAUUGACUGCUAAAUACUGUAGCUGCUAAAGUGUGAGAUAAUAUAAUAAGAUAAUGUAAGUCAUAUUGGAUGCCAAAAGUGUAUUCUGUAGUGGUCUUCAGAUACAACAGGUAAAAUCAUGUUUUUUAAUAAAGAACAAUUUUAAAGGAGGCUUAAGAGGUUGGGCAUGUUACCCUCUUUGAAUAAAAGUUUAAAAAGUUUAAGUAGUUUAAAAAGUUAAUUAGUUUAAAAAGUUUAAAAAGUUCUAAAAGUUUAAUUACAUAAGACAAUCAUAUUUGGGCCACAAAUGCUUUUUGCUUUUUACAGCAUUGUAGCUCAUUGCCACUUAAUACUAUCAGUUGCCACUUGCUUUAAUUCUCCUCAUUAAUGCUAGAUUAGUUCAUCAAGAGAGUGGGAUAUUAUAACAAUUGACUGAAAGCAUAUAAGUUUCAUGCAUUGCCUUACAUUUCAUAAGGUUUCAUUGUAUUAACAUUUCAGGAUGCAUCAAAUCUUAAGAAUUGAUGAGAGUUCAUCAAUUUCAUCAAUGUUCAUCAACAUUUCAAAGCCCUAUAUUUAGAAUCUGAUUAUUAGAGCACACUGUGACUGGGUUAAUGUUUAACAGUGGCUGUCCUGGAGAUUCAUUUAGGGAUUUGGGAGAGCAAUUUUAUUCUUCCUUACUGGACUGGCCUUAUUGCACAAUUAAUUAAGACCUGCUUAAAAAUAGCCUUUGGAAUAGAGCUGAAGCUAAGAAAGCCUUUAAAACAAUGGAAACAUCAUAGUGAAUUUAUUGUCAGGGCUGAAAUAGCUGCUUCCACCCAGAUUAGAUUUAUGGGUAUCAGAGUUGAUGUUGCUUUCUGGGUAGAGCACUACUGUAAGAAACAGCUCAUUUUCUUGACUGUAGUAUGGAUUUUCAAAGUGACUGGAUUUUUAAAGAACUGACCUUAUAUAGUAGGUUCAUAUGCAGUUCAUUUUUUCAUUUAAUCUCUAAUUAUAAUAUGUACACAGAGAAAGAGACAUAAAACAUAUGCAUACCAUUUAAAAAUAAUAAUAAAGUGAACACUUAGGUAAUCACCUCCAAGAUCAAGAAAAAUGACCAGCAUUCCAGAAGCCCCACCCUUGCCAUGUAUUCCUCCAGAUGGCAGCCCUCUCCUCUGGGUAGCUCCUGUCUUUACUUUUGCCAUUUUCUUGCUUAUCUUUUUAAUGUAAUCACUUGCAUUUGUAUCCUAAAAUGAUAUAAUUUAGGCUUGUCUGUUUUUGAAUUUACAGGAAUACAAUUGUUAAUGUUAUGUGCUCCUUUGUGUCUGGUAUGUUUCAUUCAGCAUUAAGUUUGUGAGAUUUUACCCACAGUAUUGCUCUCCAGAGUGUUUUUUUAAAAGCCUUUUCUAUAUUUGCCUCUCUCCCUUUUUUUACUUAGGACCCCUGUCACUCUAAGUGCUUUUGGAUAUUUCUACUUAAUCUCGUUGGACUUUCUGCUAAAUGAGGUCUGAAAACUAAGACUUGUCUCGGCCGCAGUUUUCUGAGCUGACCUGGCUGCCCCCAGUUUGAUGGCAUUUGUUUAGAUGAGACUACAUCUUUAAGGCUUCUGUGCCCAGUUAAAAAUCUUCCUUUCUCCAAGGCUGGUCCAAGGGUCUGGUCAUGUGAUUCUAACAGUGACAUCACAUUCUGACUGCCUGGGAACACUGGUGGUUCUUUAGGUGGCGUUUGUUGCUGUGAAAGGCAGAGAAUGCAGCAAGUGCCCUUCUAAGCACUUCAGAGUUAAAGCUCCUCAACCUAAAUGACCAAAUGCAGGCUGCCAAGGUUAUUUCUUCCUUGAGACAGAAAAAAAGAAAACUGUUAUUGAAGAGGGCAAGUCAUACAAUGGUGGAGGAAUAGGUUCUUCAUAUAGAAUCAUGGACUUCUUGGAGGAGCCAAUUCCUGGUGUAGGGACCUAUGAUGAUUUCAAUACAAUUGAUUGGGUGAGAGAGAAGUCUCGAGACCGGGAUAGGCACCGAGAGAUUACCAAUAAAAGCAAAGAGUCAACAUGGGCCUUAAUUCACAGUGUGAGUGAUGCUUUUUCUGGCUGGUUGUUGAUGCUCCUUAUUGGGCUUUUAUCAGGUUCUUUAGCUGGUUUGAUAGACAUCUCUGCUCAUUGGAUGACAGACUUAAAAGAAGGUAUAUGCACAGGGGGAUUCUGGUUUAACCAUGAGCAUUGUUGCUGGAACUCUGAACAUGUUACCUUUGAAGACAGAGACAAAUGCCCAGAGUGGAAUAGCUGGUCCCAGCUUAUCAUCAGCACGGAUGAGGGAGCCUUUGCCUACAUAGUCAAUUAUUUCAUGUACGUCCUCUGGGCUCUUCUAUUUGCCUUCCUUGCUGUAUCUCUUGUCAAGGUGUUCGCUCCUUAUGCCUGUGGCUCCGGAAUCCCUGAGAUAAAAACUAUCUUGAGUGGUUUCAUUAUUAGGGGCUAUUUGGGUAAGUGGACCCUGGUUAUCAAAACCAUCACCUUGGUGCUGGCAGUGUCAUCUGGCUUGAGCCUGGGCAAAGAGGGCCCCCUAGUGCACGUGGCUUGCUGCUGUGGGAACAUCCUAUGCCACUGCUUCAACAAAUACAGGAAGAAUGAAGCCAAGCGCAGAGAGGUCUUGUCAGCUGCAGCAGCAGCUGGUGUAUCUGUAGCCUUUGGGGCACCUAUUGGUGGAGUAUUAUUCAGCCUUGAAGAGGUCAGCUACUAUUUUCCACUCAAAACAUUAUGGCGUUCCUUCUUUGCUGCCUUGGUGGCAGCAUUUACUCUGCGCUCCAUCAAUCCAUUUGGGAACAGCCGCCUGGUUCUGUUUUAUGUGGAGUUUCAUACCCCAUGGCAUCUCUUUGAGCUUGUGCCAUUCAUCUUACUGGGCAUAUUUGGUGGUUUGUGGGGAGCUCUGUUUAUCCGCACAAACAUUGCUUGGUGUCGGAAGCGAAAGACCACUCAGUUGGGCAAGUAUCCUGUCGUAGAGGUACUUGUUGUGACAGCCAUCACUGCCAUCCUGGCUUUUCCCAAUGAAUACACACGUAUGAGUACAAGUGAGCUCAUUUCUGAGCUGUUUAAUGACUGUGGCCUUCUGGACUCCUCCAAGCUCUGUGAUUAUGAGAACCACUUCAACACAAGCAAGGGGGGUGAACUGCCCGACAGACCGGCUGGCAUGGGAGUCUACAGUGCAAUGUGGCAGCUGGCUUUGACACUCAUACUGAAAAUUGUCAUUACUAUAUUCACCUUUGGCAUGAAGAUCCCUUCUGGCCUCUUUAUCCCUAGCAUGGCUGUUGGAGCUAUAGCAGGUCGACUUCUAGGAGUAGGAAUGGAACAACUGGCUUAUUAUCACCAUGACUGGGCCAUCUUCAAUAGCUGGUGUAGUCAGGGAGCUGAUUGCAUCACCCCUGGCCUUUAUGCAAUGGUUGGGGCUGCAGCCUGCUUAGGUGGAGUGACUCGGAUGACUGUUUCUCUUGUUGUCAUAAUGUUUGAACUGACUGGUGGCUUGGAAUACAUCGUGCCUCUGAUGGCUGCAGCCAUGACAAGCAAGUGGGUGGCAGAUGCUCUCGGGCGGGAGGGCAUCUAUGAUGCCCACAUCCGUCUCAAUGGAUACCCCUUUCUUGAAGCCAAAGAAGAGUUUGCUCAUAAGACCCUGGCAAUGGAUGUGAUGAAACCCCGGAGAAAUGAUCCUUUGUUGACUGUCCUUACUCAGGACAGUAUGACCGUGGAAGAUGUAGAGACCAUAAUCAGUGAAACCACAUACAGUGGCUUUCCGGUGGUGGUAUCCCGUGAGUCCCAAAGACUUGUAGGCUUUGUCCUCCGAAGAGAUCUCAUUAUUUCAAUUGAAAAUGCUCGAAAGAAACAGGAUGGGGUUGUGAGCACUUCCAUCAUUUAUUUCACUGAGCAUUCUCCUCCAAUGCCACCAUAUACUCCACCCACUCUGAAGCUUCGGAACAUCCUGGAUCUCAGCCCCUUCACUGUGACUGACCUUACACCCAUGGAGAUCGUAGUGGAUAUCUUCCGCAAGCUGGGACUGCGGCAGUGCCUGAUUACACACAACGGGCGAUUGCUUGGAAUCAUUACCAAAAAGGAUGUGUUAAAGCAUAUAGCACAGAUGGCGAACAAAGAUCCUGAUUCCAUUCUCUUCAACUAGAGUCAUAGGGUUAUUCUGGAUAUGAAACAGGAAGGACAUUGCAGACCAUGGAUAUAUUUUGUUAGCUGGGUCCCCAAAACACAUUUCCCAUAUUUGGAUAGUGAAGUCAUAUUGUAUGUUCUCUUUUUCCUAUAAGUCAACCAGUUGCACUACAUAAUCUCUGGAAAUUAAUCUUCUCCUUAGGAGAAAAUACAGUUAGGCUUCUGUGAUAUUGCAUUAGGAAGAUUUCAUGAAAGAGUAAACAAGAUUGCUAUGGUUUAAUUCUAUUUGUUUUUUAAAGGUUUUUUAAUUAAAAAUUGUUAGCCAAUAUGCAAUCACUGAAAACUAUGCAAGAAAUUCCAACCAUCCUGACAUAUAGCCUGCAGGAAACUGAUGAAAAAGUCACUUUUUUGGGAUCUAUCAUUGGUGGAAAAUGAAGUUUGCAAACUAAGGGGCUUUGCUUUUCAAACCACAGAAAGGACAGCCAGAAGGAAAAUAGUAAUGGUGUUGCUAGACUGUGAAGAUUCAGUUCAAAUGUUAUUCUUGUUCCUGUUACAAUAUUUAGCAUUAUUAAUCUGUUAUGUAUGUGUGUAUGUAUAUGUUAAUUUUAAUUUCUGAUUAUAAAAUAAUGCUGCUUUGGUUAAUCUCUCCUACAUGAAUUUAGAGAGGUUGACUUUUAUAGCUUGCUUGUUCCUGGUACUCUUUUGAAGUGCACAAUGAUAAGUUAUAGAGCUUUCUCCUUGUCUGCAAAAAGGGUAAUUUUCCAGAUGGUAUUUGUUAGCUAGUAGGCAAGGACUUUGCCAUGAAUUUGUUGGUAGCAAGGAAUGAUUUCUUCCAGCUUCCUUGAAAUGAAUGAUUAGUAAAGUUUUAAGCAGUCAAUGACUAGGAAUUUCACAUUUUUGUGAAGUCCUAAGUAAUCCUCUUACCCAGAUGCCACCUCCAUGAAUGAUGGUGCUUUAGGCUUCUGGAAUAUGUAAGAACAGUAAAGGGAACUGCAUACUGGGAAACCAGGGAAGACUCAGAGCUGCAUCUGCAUGCUCAUGCAUUCCUUUGUAAAGACCACCAGUACUAAGAUAACUGGACACUCAUUGCACCUCCCAGCAUUAAGUAUAUAUAACAGGCCAGUGUUGUCCCUGUGACCAUGAAUUAAGCUUGGGAUACUUUAAAAUAUAUUCAAGGUGUUGGAACAGGAUAGGCAGCUGUGACUCCCUUGAGGGUCAUUAGAAUUCUAAAUAAAAUGCAGAGCCAUCCUAAGACCCAGGGUCAUGGAUAAGGCCUGGUAACACCAAAGGUGCUUAUAUCUCAAUUUCCCACCACCUUUAUUGCAGUUUUUUUUUUUUUUUUUUAAAUCAUACUAUAGUGACACCUGGUGGAAUUAAAAAGCCACCACCAUCAUUUCAACCACUAUUUCAUUUUCUAUAGUUUUAUCCAUGUGCAGUUUACUCCCCCUCUACUCUGUUCCCCUUCCUACUCCUUAAUACUGAAUCCUCUCUUUGGGAUUGAGCACUAUGCCUGGUUAAUCAUUCCUAUUACAAAAAAUAACACCCAGGGCUAGUUAAAGUGUAAACCAAGACUUGGCAAUCUUUUUUCUUUCUUUCUUUCUUUUUUUUAUUUCAGCAUAUUAUGGGGGUACGAAUGUUAAGGUUAUGUAUAUUGCCCUUGCCCCCCUGCCCCCACAAAGACUCGGCAGUCUUAUGGCAUGUAGGCCAGAGAUGAACACGCAGCCCUUUUCUUUGUCAUGUGGCCCAGUUGCUGCUGCCAUAUUUCCAUCUCUGCACUGGAUGCCAUGGCAGUGAGACUUCACUGCCAGAGGUGAGAGUUUAGCCUGGCUCAUUUUACAAAUUGGUUCCCAGCACUUCCCACCAUCGUUCUAGCCCCAAAUCAGCAGUCACUUGGCAUAUCCCACCCCAUCAACUCUCCAUCCCACCAAACACCUCAGUAUACCUCAUUUAAAAGUUGCUGGUCCCUGAUUCUAGGACUUUUUACCCCUAGUUCUUGUCUUUCCAAAAUCUGAAAUUCUUUCAUUUGCUCAGAACUGGGUAGCCAAGGCUUAUUUCAUUUUUAUCUUUAAAAUAUCAAGGCAGUCACCAGAGUUUCUCCUUGUGAAUAUAUCACUCUAGCAUUUUAAUGAAAAGGAAAAUAAAGCUCUCUAGGGUACAUUAUAUUAUAGUCAUGGCUCAGUAAAUUUACAUCUUUUGUCCUUUCCAUGCCAGUGACUCCUUCAUAUGAGAGACAAUUUGCCUGACCACCCUGUAUAUUGUGUAGAAAUCAAAGUUCUUAUCUGUGUAUUUCUGGUUCAAUACCUGUCUUAUUAGCUAUCCUUCUCCACUAAAGUUUGCAAAACAGGAAAUGUUACUAUUUCUGGUAUUUGAUGGCAAUGAUAAGUUUGGUCAUAUUUCAUAGUGCAGCAGCAGUAUGAAGGGUGUUUGCCUUUGUGUUUCUUCUAGGCUAGUGUUAAGGUGCUACUUCAGAGAAUAAAUUUCAAGAAACCAGAUAACACUGUGCCAAGGUAUACUUUGUAGAUGCCAAGCACUGAUUGGCCCUCCAGAGAAUGAUAAUAUCCCCUUGAUACCUCACUCCUGAUAAAUCUCAUUCAUUAACCUCAGCUUCUCAGGAAUCCCUGUAGUACAUACGCUAGAAGUAGCUAUAGUGUGUGAUAUCCACUCUAUGUCCAAUCAUAUGGUUUGGCUCAAAGGUUGGCUAAUUGUGGCUAGAGUUCUGUACUAGACAGCUAGCUCAGCACCUUGACAUUCAGAGUUCCUUCUCUUGAGGUAAAGGAAAUGUUUUCUGCCAUUGCCAGUUUAGCAGUUGGACAUGCUUAAGCAACAAACACAGCCAGUAUAGAGAGGUCUGUCAGUAGUAUCAAAUGGCCACAUACCUCAGUGGCAAAAGACUGGAUAGUUUGUGAUUUAAAAUUUAAUGAGUUGAGACUGGACUAUUUUGUUAUUAAAAAAGAAAAUUGCCUGAUACAAGGAAAGGGUUUACAAAAGAAUGCCAGAAUGCUUCAAAGAGUUAGGAUUUUCUAGGGAAAAAUAUCUGGUAGACAUCCAGCUAUGAAAGGGGUGAGAGUCUAUAGAUUUGUAAAAGUCUAACUACUGUAUUUUGCAUCUUCAGAUAUUCAAUUUGAAGAGUUUAAAGAAGCUGAAA
Messenger RNA from Microcebus murinus (gray mouse lemur), 8254 nucleotides. It is a transcript of the gene CLCN5, whose product is annotated as chloride voltage-gated channel 5. Gene Ontology annotation, molecular function: voltage-gated chloride channel activity. Gene Ontology annotation, cellular component: early endosome; Golgi apparatus; plasma membrane. Gene Ontology annotation, biological process: chloride transport; transmembrane transport. The record is from RefSeq and is a predicted model, not a curated record. NCBI's taxonomy places the organism in Eukaryota, Metazoa, Chordata, Mammalia, Primates, Cheirogaleidae.